Podarcis lilfordi (Lilford's wall lizard) is the source of this 3523-nucleotide messenger RNA. The record is from the annotation of a GenBank genome assembly. NCBI's taxonomy places the organism in Eukaryota, Metazoa, Chordata, Lepidosauria, Squamata, Lacertidae.
AUGGCAUGGAUGCAGUGACAGCCCCAUAGGCCUUGAAGAUAUCAAGGCAGAAAUAUCAUUCCCUCUUUCUGGAGAAGCAGCCCUACAUGAUUUGGUUUUCUUUGGACAAGAGACAGCAGGAGGCUUUACGGCAUCCAUAUAAUAAACAUAAGGGAUGCGGGUGGCGCUGUGGGUUAAACCACAGAGCCUAGGACUUGCCAAUCAGAAGGUCAGCUGUUCGAAUCCCCGCGACGGGGUGAGCUCCUGUUGCUCGGUCCCGGCUUCUGCCAACCUAGCAGUUCGAAAGCACGUCAAAGUGCAAGUAGAUCAAUAGGUACCGCUCCGGCGGGAAGGUAAACGGCGUUUCCAUGCUCUGCUCUGGUUCGCCAGAAGCGGCUUAGUCAUGCUGGCCACAUGACCCGGAAGCUGUACACCGGCUCCCUUCGCCAGUAAAGCGAGAUGAGCGCCGCAACCCCAGAGUCGGUCAAGACUGGACCUAAUGGUCAGGGGUCCCUUCCCCUUUAUAAUAAACAUAUGCAAUUAUGCAAGCAAACAGGCACUUCUACUGCAAAGCCCUCGAGACUUCUCUGCAGUGCUCACCUGUCCAAGCAAGGACCACACCUGCACCUGCCUAGCUUCAGCGAUGUACCUUUAGUUUUAGACCAUACUUGGGGGGUUGAAGUCGGCUCCAAAUAAGAACUCUCUUCUCUGUCGCAGGCUCAGUGUGCAGGCCCUUUUCCUCCCCUACGACAACGCUGGCUGAGAACUGGCCGCAGAAGCCGUCUUGCAGGUAAGCUACCCAUCUGGGAAAACAUCUCCAACGGUUAGUUCCUCUUGAGGGAACAUCAGCCUAUUGUUCGUGACUAUUAAUAAGCAAUCACCUUAGCAAAGAAGGGUCACCCAGCAGCUGUAACAAUAUAGAGACUGGAUAGGAACCAAGAGUGCAGCCGCGGAAAGAACAGAGAGCUCAUUAUGUCAGCGAGGGUGGGACUGGGAUCAAGGAGUCCUAUGGAAAAAAUUCCCCCGAGGGAGUCAAUCUGUCCCAAAAUAACGUCUCAAAGAGUCUCACAUAGCACUGAUACCCUGAAGAUUUAAUUCCACACACAUUUUCUCGGUGUUUUCACUUCAACAAGCUUGCCCCAGGAGAGAAGUGGAGUGACGUGACCCCAUCCCACCCUGUGAUUGUUUUCUUUUAACCGAGGGUAAUCACAUCAUUGCAGGGCCCUAAUUGCAUUAUUACUAGUUUGGGGUCAGUGGUGGAAUCCUCCUGAAAUAGCCUCGGUUUUCCGAAAGUAUCAGUCAAGUUUAUUUAUAUGCCCCUUUCCUGCCACCCUUAUGCUCAGAGUGGCUUUGCAACAGAUCUAGACCAAGCAGCAACGUAACAGAUAUUACAGAAAAAUGCAUAACUCAUCAAAGCACAGUGUGUUUUAGAGGUUAAUGUGAAAGAGUUCUGGAUCUGCCCUGCUUGCUUGGAAGGCGGGAAAGAGAGGCAAUGGUGGUGGUGGUAGGGACAUGGGGGGCGCUGUGGUCUGAACCACCGAGCCUCUUGGGCUUGCCGAAUGUAAGGUCAGCAAUUUGACUAGUUACCUCAGGUUGAGAGCGGAGAUGAGUGCUUCACCCCAAAGUCGAAUUUGUCUGGACUUAACUGUCCAGGAGUCCUUUACCUUAGAUGAAUUGGAGGGGCUGAUUGACAUAGAACAUUAUUAUUGGGUUGCAUAUAAAUGCUGUACAUAAUUAAAUAAACUCAACAUUGCAAACUACUUCAGAGGCAGUUGUAUUUGAGUUGAAAACAAUGCAUUUAUAACAACAGGCAUAAUUAUUUCUGCACACGUAAAACUUUUGUGUUGCAUGGAUUCAGACAACCAGUGCCAUGCAAUGGUAGUGCUGAGAGCAUGGUGGAUCUUGGGAGCAUCCCAGUAUGUGUCAAGACAGCAGAUGACCACAUCCUGGCUGAAUCUGUGUUUCCCCAGUUGUGGUGAGACCUAAUCAUAGCUAGUUGAUGAAAUAAUGGCUUUCAAAUGCCAAACUGGCAACUUGGGCUAAAACUUUUGUAUGAAUCUAGCUCUUUCUGCGUGUUCAGGGAACCUGUGGAGGGAGGAUUUGGAUUGCAACCACUGUGCUCAUUCCCAGCAUAUAUGCAUAGAUGUACAAUGGCCAAAUAUAGGUGCUCCCCAUGUGACCAGGAAUCCUUCAAAAGGUGCACAGAGCCUAGGUGUGUAUAUCCCUGGCUCUGUUCAGAGUUUCUGUUGAAUAAUGCAGGUCAGAAAUAGGGGAGCAGGUGCGACCUGAUUUUCCCUCCAUGUGUCCAUUGGCUGCUGUACAGUUGUCAUGUGAAAAAGGCUUUUGCCCAAUAGCACACACAUCUGGAGGAAAGAAGAUUUGCAUGACUAACAUAUGCCUUGCUGUGUGUGCCUAAAACCUAGAAAACUGAAUUAUAACAGUUCAAGCUUGUUACUUGCAUAACUUCUCUCAGCUUGAAUGCAAAAACAAAGGAGGCCAGUUUGAAGUUUUAACUUCUAUAAUAUUUUGCUUCCAAGUUCUCAGUGAGCUCUGGGAUUGGUGAAAGUCUCCCAGAAGAAUCAGAAGACUGGCAAGAAACCCUCUUUGCUCCCAAGGGCUGAUAAUUUACCAAGUAGCGUUUAUCCUGUUGUGCAUUACAUUGCUUUAUAAAUUGGUCAUCUGUGGGACAAAGUAUGUGUUACAUUAAAUGUUAAAUUUAAUUCAAUAUGCAACAGAUUGCCAUAUCGACCAGUCUGGGACUUGUGUUCUGCAGGGGAGGCCUGGCUGGUUGUCCCAUCAAUUGCGUUGUAUAGCGUCAGCUCCCAGGCUGUGGAACUUUCCCCAUCCACAGAGGUGGCUUCCUUCUGAUGUCAGCAAAAAAAUAUCUUUUUGCGCUGACAUGGCAGGGGGAGGCAUUAAUCUAAUCCCACUUUAUGGACUCCUGAUGUACUGAAUUGAUGCUAUGCUUGUUGUGCUAUUUUAAUAUGUUUUAAUUCAUUCAUGAUAGUUGGUUUUAAAUUUUAUAUUGUAAAUCAUCCUAGGGCCAUAGAAUUGUUGGAAAGGAUGCCAAAGGUCUUCUUGCCCAAGCCCCUACAAGACAAAUCUAAGGGUUUAAGAAGAGCCUGCCCACUGGAUCGGACCAGUGGCCCAUUUAUUCCAGCAUUCUGUUCUCACAUUGGCCAGCCAGAUGCCUACAGGAAACCCAAAAGCAGGACCUGAGCACAACAGCCCUCUGCCCCUUAUAGCCUCCUAGAUUAUAGAAGGACCACAAAUGGGGCUGGGAGUAUUUCCACAGGCCUUCAAUACCACUGUUCAAAUAUAAAAUUAGGCCCAAGCCAAACAUGUCAUUUUCAGGCCUGUCUGAUUGAUGCCCACUUGACUCCUGCUAGUUUGUCACUUGCUUUCUCUACAUGAUUUUUCUGUCCAUCCUCAAAUAGGUGGAUCGUGUGAAGAAAUGCAGUGUGUGGACAAUACAUUUUGCUGCAGUUUUCUGCAGUUGCAGCAGCAACUCCAGAUAGAUUGGAAAUUGCACCCUGGAAUUUGA